Messenger RNA from Cucurbitaria berberidis CBS 394.84, 3792 nucleotides. RefSeq lists its product as uncharacterized. Bases 1 to 3792 code for a protein of 1263 amino acids. The record is from RefSeq and is a predicted model, not a curated record. Gene Ontology annotation, molecular function: phosphatidylinositol-3,5-bisphosphate 5-phosphatase activity; phosphatidylinositol-4,5-bisphosphate 5-phosphatase activity. NCBI's taxonomy places the organism in Eukaryota, Fungi, Ascomycota, Dothideomycetes, Pleosporales, Cucurbitariaceae. Gene Ontology annotation, biological process: phosphatidylinositol dephosphorylation. The transcript has 4 exons. Gene Ontology annotation, cellular component: membrane; cytoplasm.
AUGUCCAUCCGCGUUCUGAUCAAAGAAUACCCACACCGUGCAAUCGCCCUCGCAACCUCGACCCACGCCCUCGUCCUACGACAUAGCUCCUCGUCCACCGAGCUUACUGGGAACUUCAAUGCCUCUUCAACAUCGCUGGGUAGCAAUGGCUCGGGCGCAACGCGCUGUAUGGUCGAGUUUUCAAACUUGGAAGACGUGGACCUAAAUGAGUACCGAGCACUACACUCCGUAAACGCACAUGGCACCCUAGGACUCAUUACCGUAAACGGCGACGUAUUUCUCGUAGUGGUCAAUGGCGCGAGCAAGGUCGCAACCGUGCGGCCGGGCGAGACGGUGCAGAGGAUACACUCUGUAGGCUUCUACUGCCUGACCAGCUCGAGCUACGAUACCCUCCUCAACGACGAAGUCAAUCCGUAUCCGACAGACACAAUAGAUGACGAGGGAUAUGAAAUGGGCUUUGGAGGCAGAAAAGAACAGUCGCCGCUAGAACACCCGUGUUUGGCGUUGAAGAAGCUGUUGAGUAGCGGGACGUUUUACUACAGUUCGGACUUCGAUCUCACGAGGCGGUUACAAGACCGGACAACGGACGCUGUGACAGUGUCUCUCGAUAGUUUGGACGCUGGCUUCCUAUGGAAUUCGUACAUGAUUCAGCCGUUGGUAGACUUCAGGAGUAGGCUUGCGCCCAGGGAGAAGGAAGCGUUGGAUGCGUCAGGAAUCCUGACUUCUGCCAUCCGAGGCUUUGCGCUCACGAUCACGGUCCCCACGUCUUCUGCGCCUAUAAAAGUUACAGGAUCAGGGGCGCCGUCGUCAAUGACACUCAUUUCGAGAUUGUCGUGUAGAAGAGCAGGCACGAGGUUCAACUCGCGAGGCAUUGACGAUGAUGGAAAUGUCGCCAACUUCGUGGAGACUGAGACCAUCUAUUGGGCACCGUCUGGGGCUUGCUUCUCAUACGUGCAAGUGCGAGGAAGCGUCCCAAUCUUCUGGGAACAGCAGUCCGGUCUUCUUCCUGGGCAACAAAAGAUCACUAUCACUCGGUCUCCAGAAGCCACGCAACCCGCCUUUGAUAAACAUUUUGAAAACCUGGAGCUGAGCUAUGGCGCAAUACAUGUAGUAAACCUGCUUAGUAACGAGAAACCGAACGAGAUCGAAUUGACGGACAGAUACCGAGGUCACGUUAGGAACAGCCCCUUGAAUUACGGCAGCGAGAGGGGCGAUAGAGAUCACGAGCUAAUCAAGCUUACGGAAUAUGACUUUCAUGCCGAGACACGAGGACCUGGCGGGUAUGAAAUGGCUAGUAUGAUUGCACGAUGGAUUCAAGAUUCUGCGGAAGGCUUCAACUACUAUCUCUCUGAAGAUAUUGAGGAAGAUGCUAGAUCGAAUGGACAAAGUUACGUCAUCCGACGGCCAAUGACGAUAUUACAGCAAGAAGGUGUAUUUAGAACGAAUUGCUUGGACUGCCUGGAUCGGACGAAUCUAGUCCAGACCAUCAUCAGUAAGAUGGCUCUGGAGAUAUUCCUCAAUCACAAAACCUUGAAGGCAACCCAAGAUUUCUGGGCCAGACAUUCAAGCAUGUGGGCAGACAAUGGCGAUGCGUUAUCUAGGAUAUACGCUGGAACGGGAGCGCUGAAGUCUUCGUUCACGCGACAUGGAAAGAUGUCUUUAGCUGGAGCGUUGGCAGAUGCCCGCAAAAGCGCUACGCGUAUGUACAUCAACAACUUCGCCGACAAAGGGCGGCAGAACACUAUCGAUGUGCUUCUUGGGCGCAUGAUGGGCCAAGUCCCAGUCCAUCUCUACGAUCCAAUCAACGAUUACGUUGUUGCAGAGCUUGCAAGGCGUUCUGCAGAGUACUCGGAGACGGAGAUGAUCAACAUGCUGGUAGGGACUUUCAAUCUCAACGGUAAAACGAGCGGUAUCAAGGAAGACCUAUCAUCAUGGUUAUGCCCGGAUGUCGACCCCUCACAGCAAUGCCCUGAGAUAGUAGCUGUGGGCUUUCAGGAGAUUGUUGAUCUGAGUCCUCAGCAGAUCAUGUCGACAGACCCGGCUAGACGGGAGUUGUGGGAGAACGCGGUGAGGAACUGUUUGAACAAUAAUGCGGAGAAAUUUGGGAAGGGCGAGUAUGUGAUCGUUCGCGGUGGACAACUCGUCGGUGCGAGUUUGUCCGUCUUCGUCAGAUCUGACUGCCUCAAGCACAUCAAAAACGUCGAGGGUAGUUUGAAGAAGACUGGCAUGUCCGGCAUGGCUGGUAAUAAGGGAGCAGUAGCUAUCCGUUUUGAGUACGCCAACACCUCGAUCUGCCUGGUCACCGCACAUUUAGCCGCUGGUUUCGCCAACUAUGAGGAAAGAAACCGCGACUAUAAGACCAUCAGCCAUGGUCUGCGGUUCCAGAGGAAUCGAUCGAUAGAAGAUCAUGAAACAGUGAUCUGGCUGGGUGACUUCAACUACCGCAUUGGCCUUGGUAAUGAGAAGGUCCAAAGACUGUGCCACGUUAAUGACCUCGAGACCUUGUACGACAACGAUCAGCUUAAUCUACAAAUGGUUGCCGGUCUGACCUUCCCCUACUACUCUGAAGCCCGAAUCACCUUUCCACCCACCUACAAGUAUGACCUCAACAGUGACCAAUACGAUACUUCUGAAAAAGCACGCAUUCCGGCCUGGUGCGACCGUGUGUUGCGCAAAGGCGACAACAUUAGGCAAAUCCAUUAUGACGCAGCGCCGCUAAAGUUUUCCGAUCAUCGACCUGUCUAUGCGACGUUUCAAGUCCUAGUUCAAAGAGUCGAUGAUAAGAAGAAGGACGCGUUGAAGGCGGCUCUGUACCGGCAACGAAGAGAAGUCGUAGGGGAUACUAGAGCUGGAGGACAAUUGGGCGAAGAAGAAUCGGAUGAUGAGGAUCUGAUUGGGUAUGAUAGCAUAGAACCAGGGCUGCCACCUGCAAGUUCGGAUCGGCGGAAGUGGUGGAUUGACAAUGGUUUACCGGCCAAAGCGCGCGUCCAACCACCGUCUAACGAUCACAUUCCCAACCCGAAUCGACAGAGUAAUCCGUUCACACCAAGUCCGGAACCUGAUUGGGUGGAUGUCAAGAAAAUAACAAGUAACGGCAGGCCGGAGCCUCCACCAGCAAGAGGCUCGCAACGAGCACGUACAAUCGACUUCAAUGACACAAAUACAUCAGGUUCGACGUCACACUCGACAACGGGUUUGCGACAAGGCGGAUCAACCGUUACACAAAACCCGAUAGCUAGGAAGCUGAAUGUUCCACUCUACCCUGGCCAUGCAGCGCAGAUCCUAAAUAAUGACAGCAGUCGCGACCCAAUUGGCGAUGUCAGACGCACCGCUUCAAACGCGUCUACACACUCUCUUCCAAGCCUUCCUUCCCGGCCUACGCAGCCUGGCACAUUCACAUCGUCUCAACCCCCACUGUCGAACCAACCACAAGUUCUCCGUAAACCUGCUCCACCACCGAUACCCAACAAGAAGCCGUCGCUCCUCUCUCACCCUAGCUCGACCUCCGCGCAAAGGUAUCGGGACGAGCCUUCGCCAGAAGCCGAACGGCGGCCACAAGCUCCUCCGCCGAGACGCUCGAUGGCAACACCCAGUUCUACAGCAAGGAAACCAAUUCAAAACUUAAUCGACGGAGAUGAAAAACCGCCGCUCCCACCAAGGACGGGCACAGGUCUGAGUAUGGCGAGUAAUGGAAGCAGUGGGAGAAGGGGAGGAGGCCGGAAUUUAAUGGAUGAUGAGCCUGAGGACAUGCAGAGUUUGAGGGAUUGGGAGGUUCUAAGACCUGGGCGAUAG